UGAUAAGUGAUCGGUGAUACGACAGUUGAUAAAUAGCCGCGUAUUAUUCGAUUGUCCGUGAGUGUACACUGUGCGUCCGAGAUGCAGUGGCUGUUAUUCUUAGCAGGGGCAACCUUAGUGGUCGCUGCUCCUCAAAAGGAGCACAAUCGAGGCUUAUCAAUAAAUCAGGAUGAGAACGGAGGCUACACGUUUACUGUCACUCGUGACAAUGGUGAGAAGAAGUUAGGUCAGAUCGGUCGCAGGGCGUCUGCGGAGGACAGCGAAGUGACCUUCGAGCUUACCACCUCGUAUGACGAAGAGAACGGUGGCACGCGACUCUCCGUGCGUUGGGACGGACCCCCUGACAGGAUCUUUGAAGACUGCUUUGACUUUGGAGACCAACAAUGGUACGGUGGUCCGGAACAAAAAGACCAGCAAUGGCCGAUCCAGAAAUCAAAGAUCCAGAAAUACUCUAUCAUAUCAAAGGAGGCCGACAACUCUGCCAUUUCGGAGAGAUACUGGCUGAAUUCUGAAGGAAUGUAUAUCUACAUUCAUCCAGAGGUGCCUCUCUUCGUCGACCACCACAACAUCCUUGAAAACCAUAUUUGCUUUGUUGCUGAGGUCGCGGACCCCUACUCCACUAAGAGAACACACAACGUUCUCAAAUACGAUAUCUGGCAGUUCGAUGACCCCAAAACCGCGCAUAUGCACGCCGUCAAGACAUACCUGGGCAAACCAACUGGAAUCCCAGAUUACAGGAUGAUCCAAUACCCAGUAUGGUCGACUUGGGCGCGUUACUCUCGUGAAAUCGAUCAGAACAGCCUCUGGAAUUUCGCCAAUGAGAUCGCCAACACCGGAUUUCCCAACGCUCAGUUCGAGAUCGAUGAUCUAUGGGAGAUCUGCUACGGUUCACUCACAGUUGAUGAAAGGAAACUGCCUGAAUUCAAAAAACUGAUCCAGGACAUCAAAGGUCUAGGGUUCCGAGUCACUAUUUGGGUUCAUCCGUUCAUUAACAAAGACUGCAAUCCUUGGUACAGUGAAGCUUUAGAUAAAGGGUACCUAGUUCUCAACGAGGAUGGCAGUCCUGACUCGUCGUGGUGGAACAACAACGGCUCAGUGCCGGGCUACAUCGACUUCACCAACCCUGACGCCGCUGAGUGGUAUUCAUCCAGGAUCAAGAACCUCAUCGAGACAUAUGACAUUGACAGUCUUAAGUUUGACGCCGGAGAGUCCAGCUGGUCUCCUCAGAUCCCAGUACAGAACGGCGAUAUCGACCUUCAUCCAGGACAUAUUGUGCGUGACUACGUCAGGACAGUUGCAGAAUUCGGGCCUAUGAUUGAAAUCCGCGCUGGAAUGCGGACCCAAGACCUACCCGUAUUCGUGCGUAUGGUGGACAAGGACACGCUGUGGGGCUUUGACAACGGACUGGCGACUCUGGUGACUACACUCCUCGCCAUGAACCUUAACGGCUAUCCCCUGGUGUUGCCCGAUAUGAUCGGUGGCAACGGAUACAAUGAGAAGCCAAGCAAGGAGCUGUUCAUCCGCUGGCUACAGGCUAAUGUCUUCAUGCCCACGCUGCAGUACUCCUUCGUGCCUUGGGACCAUGAUAAUGAGACGGUGGAGAUCUGCCGUCAGUACACGCAGCUGCACGCGGAGUUCGCGGACGAGAUCGCGGCCGCCAUGGAGGAGGCGGUGUCGAGUGGAACUCCUGUCAACCCGCCGGUCUGGUGGCUCGACCCCACUGACCAGGUUGCACUCGCUGUGUGGGACGAGUUCUUGCUGGGCGAGCGCGUGUUGGCCGCGCCCGUGUUGUCGGAGGGCGCGGUCUCUCGCGACAUCUACUUGCCGCGAGGCAACUGGCGCGCUCCUGACGGCUCGCUACAUACCGGCCCCGUCUGGCUCCGCGACUACCCCGCACCCCUCGAUACCCUGCCCUACUUCCUGCUCGAGAAGUGAUAUCCCUUAUCCUGACGGAUUCCUUGCUCGUGAAGUAAUGUCUAUUUCACAAGUUAUCCAAUUUCCUGCUCGGAAAGUGAUAUCCUUAGACCAACUAUUUCCAACACUUAAUAUAUCAUAAUAAUGAUACAAAAUCAAUAAAUUAUUAAAUUUUUUAAAUAUUA
Papilio xuthus (Asian swallowtail) is the source of this 2099-nucleotide messenger RNA. RefSeq lists its product as uncharacterized. NCBI's taxonomy places the organism in Eukaryota, Metazoa, Arthropoda, Insecta, Lepidoptera, Papilionidae. The transcript is spliced from 10 exons. Bases 82 to 1935 code for a protein of 617 amino acids. Gene Ontology annotation, molecular function: hydrolase activity, hydrolyzing O-glycosyl compounds. The record is from RefSeq and is a predicted model, not a curated record. Gene Ontology annotation, biological process: carbohydrate metabolic process.